GUCAACCGUCACCAAUUGGAGCACACACAGGCCUAGGAAGGAUCACCAACAGAACCUCUGACUGAGCAAGGGACUACACCCUCAACACACACCAUGUCUUUCUGGCCCUUUGGACAGAACGCCAACUCGGCUUCUCACUUGAACAGACUGUUGGACGAAUACUACUACGAGAGGUCAAAUGCUUCACAACAACAGUCCAGCACCAACGCACAACCAUCCGAAGUAGAUCCUUCAUUUGCUUCAGCUUCAACUACACACAAUGCUGCCACUUCAAGCAACAACCAGGAUACUUCAGCCAUAGCGGGAUCAAGUUCAAAUGUGACCCCAGGUUUGGAUCAAGAGAAGGAGAAUAUUAAAAUUGAUAAAGAAUUCGUUUAUGAUUUAUUGGAUGACCCAAGUUUCUUGAAUGAGUUGAGUAGGCAAAAUAACAAGCUGAUAGAUUUCAUAUGCUUUGGUUAUAUUGAUAAAGAAGAUGAUGAAGAUGAAGGUGGUGAUGAAAGUGGUGUUGAUCAGGAUAAUGAUGUCGAUAUGAAUGAUGAUGACAAUGACAAUACAAAACAGCAAAAGCAACAAACACAAUCAACACAAGGAAAAUCUAUCUUGGAAGUUCUUCUUGAUCUUGUCGUUGACUCAGAACAAUGGUUUGAAGAGAAUGAGCAACAACUUUACCAAGCUUCCGAAAACCAGUUGGAUGAAGAUGAAACAACAGCCAAUGACAUAACAACAACAUUCAAUAGAAUACAUACUGCAUCUGAAGUUUUGUCUUGCAAAAUUUGGCUGAUAUCUGAAAACUUGGUGGAGGAACCUCAACUACUGAACAAGUUGUGGUGGUUUUUAAAAAAUGAUUUCAAAAGUUCAUCUCCUUCAAUUCAAUUCUUCAUCAAGAUCAAUGAACAAUUGUUGGAAUCAAGACCAGAUCAAAUGUUGAAUUUCAUAAGGUCUUUACAGGAUUUAGUUGAUUUGUUUUUGAAACAUGUAAACAUCACCAUGAUUAUGGAUUUUCUUUUGAGGAUAAUUACAACUGACAAGGCAGAUAACCCAACUGGUAUAAUAGAGCUGUUAUCUGAACAAAAAUUGAUACCAAAGUUGCUUAACCUACUCUAUCCAGAUCAUGACAGUUCAAUUCAAUCUUCUUGUGGUGAUUUCCUUAAGGCUUUAAUUGCAAUUAGUGCAAACACUUCAAUUGAUGAAAAUACCAUUGGCCCAAACCUUUUAACUAAAGAACUUGUUAGUGAUACGUGUAUUGAUAAAAUUAUUGAGAUCAUGUUGCUAAAAGGUAAUGGCUUGGCUACUGUUGUUGGUGUCAUUAUUGAAAUUAUUAGAAAAAACAAUUCAGAUUAUGAUUCAGUCAAUUUGUUAUAUACAACUACUGAAUCUAAUCCUCCUAAUAAAAGGGAUCCAAUAUAUUUGGGUAACAUGUUGAAAAAAUUUGCUCAAAAAUUGGGGUCUUUCAAUGAUAUAUUGACUGAUAAGGAAUUAACUUCCAAAAGAAUUGAAACUCAAAUCAAUCAAGAAAUUGAACCAUUAGGUUUUGAAAGAUUUAAAAUUUGUGAAUUAGUUGCAGAAUUAUUACAUUGUUCCAAUAUAGCAUUAUUGAAUAAUCAUCUUACUGAAAAAAUCAUUGAAGAACGUGAAAACUUCUUGGAACAACAAGAAUUCAAUUUGAAGAAUGCCCUAAGUGAAGACUUGAUCAACAGUAAUAAUACCAAACAUUCAGCAUCUCCAUCCCCAGGUGCAAACUCCUACAAUGGGAGUACUUUUUCAAAUUUAAAUAUUGAUGUUAAAAGUCAAGAAGAUGGAUCAAGUGGUUCUCAUCAUCAUCAAUUGCCUCAACUUCAUAUCCCAGUUGUGACAAAGAAGGAGCAAUUGCGUUCAAACCCAACUGUUGGUGAUGUUUUCAAAAUUGCAUUAAUUGAUUCAAAUGUUUUGACUACAAUAAUUGACAUGUUUGUUAAGUUCCCUUGGAAUAAUUUCUGGCAUAAUGUUGUCUUUGAUAUUGUUCAACAAAUUUUCAACGGAAGAUUGGAUAUUUCUUAUAAUCCAUAUCUGAUUUUGGAAUUGUUUGAUAAAUGUGAUAUUACAAACCUGAUCAUUAAUGCAUAUAAAUUAUGUAUUGAUACAGAAAGAGAAACAAAUGUCAGAUUAGGUUAUAUGGGUCAUUUGAUAUUGAUUGCUGAAGAAGUUGUUAAAUUUUCCUCAACUUUCCAAAAUUCAAAAUUCAAUGAUACUGAAGCUGACGAAUUAAUCUAUACCAAAUUAAUUGAUGAGAAUUGGAUUAGCUAUGUGACUAAUGUUUUAACCGAGACAAGAGAAAUGUAUAAUUGUGUUUUGGGAGGAAUCAAAGCUAAUGAAUUUUCUGAAGGUGAUUAUAUCAAUCAUAAUACUAUUGUCCUGGGGAAUUCAGAGGAGGAGAUUUUGAAUCAACAAACAGAAGAUGGUGGUCCUCCUGAUGAAAUGUUUUAUGAUUCAAAAGAGACAGAAGAAGAGGAAGAAGAAGAAGAAGAAGACAAAGAAAUGGCUUAG
Molecule: messenger RNA, 2523 nt
Organism: Hansenula anomala
Lineage: Eukaryota; Fungi; Ascomycota; Saccharomycetes; Phaffomycetales; Wickerhamomycetaceae
Gene: SAP155
Product: Sap155p
Exons: 2
Coding region: 94-2523 (809 amino acids)
Cellular component (GO): cytosol; nucleus
Molecular function (GO): protein phosphatase binding; protein phosphatase regulator activity
Source: RefSeq, a predicted model, not a curated record